AUGAGCAGCUCAUUUCCCGCAAGCGGCUUCAACUCGCAGUGGGAUAUUGACGUCGGCUACGAUGACGAUGUCAUUGACCAGAGCGAGUAUCAGUAUGCCGCCCGCGAUCAUAUCCUUUUCUGUAUCGACGCGUCACAGUCGAUGCAGACGCCCGCCCCCGAUGACAAGAACGAGGCGGGAGUCAUUCGUGGCAAGAGUCCCCUGCACCAGGCUCUUGACGCCGUGGUCAAGAUCGAGCGCACGAAAGUCAUAACCGGCCCAAGUGACAGCGUCGGCGUGCUGCUUUACAACAUUGACUCUGCAAAGGCACCUCCUUCAGGAAACGGAAGCGUGCGCGAUGGCACAUACGUUGUGCAGCCGUUGCGAACCAUCAGCGCUGAAGAGAUCAAGCGGCUCAUCAAACUUCUUGAGCGGGCUAAUGACGAGUAUGCCGAGCAAGAAGACGGCGAUGCGCCCACCGUUGAGCCCACUGUUCUGCGCGAGAACUUCCCGCCUGUCGCAUUGAAGGACGAGCUUAAUACCGCUGGGGUGUUCCAAGCGUGCAUGUACCUCUUCCGCGACGCUGGCAACCGCGUAACUGGUAACAAGCGCGUCUUCCUUAUCACCGACCAAGAUGAGCCGCCUGGAGCGGAAGUCAAUCGCUCCCCAGCCCGCACAGUCUUCACCGACAUGACCGCCUAUGGUGUGUCGAUCAACACUUUCUUCAUCAACCGUCCUGGCCACUUGUUCAAUGCGAACACUUUUUGGAAUGACAUCCUCCAGCGCCCAGAGACACUUGAGGGCUCGUCCUCCUCUGACGGGAUGGAGGAUCUGACAGACCUCAUUUCAGAGCUUGUCGUCCGCCAGGCACCGAAGCGCAAGCAGUUCUCCAUUCCACUGAAGUUUGGGGGGCGAGAUGGGGACAUUGAGAUUGGCGUUGCUGGAUAUGCCUUAAUAUCAGAGCAGAAGAAAGGCACUUCCAAAAUGGUUCGCAUGCGAGGGCGCACGGUUGAGGAGGUUCAGACAAGGACGAUAUAUACAUCUGCCGAAACUGGUGGAGAUCUCCUACCUGACCAACUCACGUCCGCAUUCGAGUUCGGCGCGGAAGCUAAAAUCGAGAACAUGCUCGAACGGGACGCUUGGGAACAGGGCCAAGAGGAGGAUAGAGACGAGGACGGGGAUCUGCGCAUGGAUGGCGCCUCCGGCGAAGACAGCGGGGAACCAAAACUUGUUGCGAAGACCCGACUCAAGUUUACGGACGAGCAAAUCCGCAGCUAUAAAACGCUCGAUAUUGAACCCCCUCGCUUCCAAUCGCCCGAACAUCUCGUGAUGACUGACAAUAUCAAGCACUCGUACUUCAUCUAUCCGGACGAGUCGACCUACACAGGCAGUACACGCGCUUUCACGGCUCUUCUGAGGUCUUGCAUCAAGCUCGACCGCCACGCACUGGCUUUGUGCCGCUUCCGCGCGAGCAGUUCUCCGGAAUUUGCAGUCCUUGUUCCUCAGGAGGAGACCAUCAACAAGAAGGAAGGUGGACAGGAGGACCCACCAGGCUUUCAUGUAGUCAUUUUGCCCUUUGUAGACGAUAUCCGCGACCCACCUAAGAAGAUGACCUACAACUUGACAGCGACCGAUGAAGAGACCAAGGCCAUGGAGCGGCUCAUGCGGCGCCUCCGCUUCAAGUCGGGCAAGUAUGUCUCAGACGUUUACCCAAAUCCAGCCCUUCAGUACCACCAGAAACAGUUACAAGCGCUGGCGUUCGAUGAGGACUUCGAUACCGAGGAGUUCGAUGACAAAGCGCUGCCCAAGUACCUGGGCAUCCACAAGGCCGCGGGCCAGCUCAUGAAGGACUGGAAGAAACUGAUUGAUGAUGACGAGCGUGCGGUAGAGACUGCGCUCAACCCUCCCUCUAAGCGACACGUUGUGGCGAUUGACCCUGCCGACCUCCAAGAUAUCCCAGGUGCCUACCGCAAUGGGACGCUGGAAAAGCUCAAGGUGCAGGAGCUGCGUGAUUAUGCCAAAGCCAAUGGAAUCAGCCUGUCGGGUCUCACGAGGAAGGCCGACAUCAUCGAUGCCAUUACGGAUCAUCUAGCGCAGGAUACAGGGGCGAAGAAGUCGAAGCACUACUAG
This is a messenger RNA of Cutaneotrichosporon oleaginosum, 2109 nucleotides long. RefSeq lists its product as uncharacterized. Gene Ontology annotation, cellular component: Ku70:Ku80 complex; nucleus. Gene Ontology annotation, molecular function: damaged DNA binding; double-stranded DNA binding; DNA helicase activity. Lineage: Eukaryota; Fungi; Basidiomycota; Tremellomycetes; Trichosporonales; Trichosporonaceae. Gene Ontology annotation, biological process: double-strand break repair via nonhomologous end joining; telomere maintenance; DNA-templated transcription termination. The record is from RefSeq and is a predicted model, not a curated record.